Molecule: messenger RNA, 1233 nt
Organism: Cornus florida
Lineage: Eukaryota; Viridiplantae; Streptophyta; Magnoliopsida; Cornales; Cornaceae
Exons: 1
Coding region: 244-918 (224 amino acids)
Source: RefSeq, a predicted model, not a curated record
CAAACAAAGGAGCGUGUGAAGACAGAAAUUAAACAAAUUAAAGUAAACCCCAAAAGAGAGAAAGGCUCAAUUCAAAUGAUUUCUAUUCGUGUCUUUGUCCAUCUUUCUUUUCUUUUUCUUUUUUUCAUUAAGCAUUUAAAAAAAAAAAAACCUUCAAUUCAAUGCUUCCAUAGCUCUAAUCUACAUAAAGAAAUUUAAGCUCACAGAGAACACCAAGAGAGAGAAGCCAAAUAGACAACACAAAUGUUGCUCAGAACCUCCCUUUCCAACACCAAGAAGUUCUUUCAAAACACCAUAAACAACAUCAAGUCUUUUCUGUCUGAUGGCUACCAAAGGCUUCCCAAAGCCCCUCCCUUCAACCCCUUUUCUUGCAGCCGAGGCUUCGACGACAUGAGGUUCAGCCAAAGUUACAAUGAAUUGGACAAAUUCUACACGGAGUUCACCAACCACUGGGAUAGAACUAAGCACAAGCCAAAAAAGAGAAGCAAGAAGAAACUCUUAUCCCCUGUCUCAAACCCUAAAAAAGCCCUUUUCCCGGAAAACUUGAGGAAGUUUUCGAAAGCAAGGCCUGUCAUGAAGAAUUAUGCAGAGGAAAACAGAGAGGAUCAAAAGAAGAAGAAGUUGAUUGUGUAUGAAGGAAGUAGAGAAGAGUACUUGUCAUGUACUAAAGGUGUGGAAGAGAAAAGGAGCUGUUUGGUGACACAGAAGCUAAAAGAAUUGGAAAUGAUGGACAAGAGCAAUGUAGAGCAUGUGUUGGACAUUGAAGAAGUUCUUCAUUACUAUUCUCGCCUUACAAGCCCUGUCUAUCUCGACAUUGUUGACAAGUUUUUCAUGGACAUGUAUGCCGAACUCUUCAGUCUGCCGGAAUCAACUAGCAAUGACAUCUCAAGGCCAAUGUUCCGACCAGUGAACUGGUAGGCUCUUCUCUCAUUAGCCUCAAUUGAAUUAAGGAAGAGAACAGAAAAAAUUUGGAGCUAGCUUCACAUGUUUUCAGGUGGUUUUGUAUAUUACUCCAAUUACCAAGUUCUAAUCUAUUCCUCCUGCUAAUUUUGGUCACGAGAUUUGGUUUGAAUUCAACUUUUUGCUUAUGAACCUAUUUUUCUUUUAUGUUUACAAUUGUAGUUUCUUGUAUUAUGUUUUGAUUUCUUACAUUCGUUAAUAGAUUUGUCUGUAAUAUUGUUCAUAAUUGCUUGGAUGUGGCUGGUAAUUCCGAGAUUAUACCUAUUUAUAUAU